Acanthoscelides obtectus is the source of this 914-nucleotide messenger RNA. Lineage: Eukaryota; Metazoa; Arthropoda; Insecta; Coleoptera; Chrysomelidae. The record is from the annotation of a GenBank genome assembly.
AUGGAUAAAUCACAUGACAAAUUCAAGUUGAAAUUAGAAUCACUUAGAUCACUUUAUGGUACGAAUGUAUGCUGCGUUUGUCAAGAGGAAAGUUCUGGUGCACAUACCUGUUGCAUCUGUGGACAAAUUAUCCACGCGAUUUGCGCAGACAAUACUUUAGAAACUGAAGAGGGUUUUGGAAGUAAAGUAACGUGUCCGAGGUGUGCGCAAAAAGAAUGUAUGUCUGCAAAUAAAGAAAAGGCAAUUGAUGGUCUUCAAGCUCAAGCGGAUACUAUGAAAAAAUUGUCAAAUCAAAAGUUUCCUGCGGUUGAAGUGGGAAACACUGUUACGGUACCAAUUCCUUCUGUUGAUAGGGCUAAAGGUGAUGCUCGAAAUUUGCUUUGUGUUGUAACAGAGAAAACUGAGGACGGGUUCUAUAAAGUUUUUAGGAUGGAUUUUGAUAGCAAAGCGGGACCCUCAAAAAUAGUUAGAUAUGGCGAUUCGGACUACGAAGAAACUUUGCUGAAAUGGGCUGCUGAGGUGGAUGAGGAAAAUGAAAACGGCAGUGGUAUUGAUUCAGAUGCCGAAUUGAUUUACAGUGAUAAUGAGAGCGUUCGGAACAAGAAUGGAUAGAGAUUGCGAAAUACUUUCUACUGAAGAAGAUGAGACAUCGAACCGCGUUUCUAGAGGAAACUAUUUCUAUGGAAAAAAAACCGUUUCAAAUGGUUUGCGUGGACUGUGCAAAAUGACAAAAUUACUUCGAAAACCUACUGCACGUUUCCAGAAUAUUACCUUCACGUUAAUUUCUGAUCGUGAUAAGUAUUCUCUUUUAUGUUUUUAACGAGUUUUGUAUGAAAAGUACUUAGUAACUUCAUUUUUUUAAGUUAAAAAGUUACCAAAAAUGUUAUUGUAAAAAUUCACGUAAAAUUGUGUAC